CGGUACGAAAUGUUAGGAAAUGCCACAGCCCACCAGUGUGAUGGAGAUGUGCCUCUCUGCAUAUAAAGGCCCUCUGCACUUCCACAAUCCAACUCAUCUCAGAAGCAAAGAGGCAAAACACACAGAUUAGGAGAAGACAAAAUUAAUGACAUUGCUCUGAACUGUGGUGUGUGCAUCUGUGCUUCAGACAUGAAUCUCUUAACAUCUGUAAUGGUGCUGGGACUGUGUUACACACUCAGCUACCCGGCUGUAUCAGGAUCAGAAGAGAAUGGUUUGAGAAGGUCUUUAAUUCUGGAGGCCAUCAAGGAAGCCAAACAACUCGUAGAUGACUCUUAUUUGUACUCUCGUCAAAAGAGCCUUGAGAGGGUGCGCAGGUCCGAUUUCAUCAAGCCGUCUGAUAUACUGCGUCUGAUGAAGCAGCCGAAACGGAAAGCUCGUGAAGCUGUGAGAGCUGCAGAUUAUCUGGAGCAGACGCUGAGGAUCAUCGCAGAGAAAACACACCAUGCACACAAGAGAUCUAUUAACGCCACAGCACUGCUCACUCAUGAAGAACUCCAGACAAUCGAGCGUCUGACAGGCUGUGCCGGUCAAACCCUGCCACCUCCGUGCAGAACGAUGCCAGAUCUUAACAGAUAUCGCACGGCCACCAGCGUCUGCAACAACAACAUAAAUCCACUUCGAGGUGCUUCAAACACACCGUUCACCCGCUGGCUGCCUCCUGUUUAUGAAGAUAAGAUCUCCCAACCUCAAGGAUGGAAUCCAGAAAGACUCUAUAAUGGUGUUGUGCUGCCGCUGGUGAGGCUGGUGUCAAACCGCAUUUUCAGCACACAGGACCAGAAUGUUGUGGGAGACAGAGAGUACACACUCCUCAUCACCUUCUUCGGCCAGUGGAAUGACCACGACCUGUCCUUCACUCCCAUGUCACCCAGCAUCCGGUCCUUUAGCAACGGCAUUGACUGUGAUGCGAGCUGCGAGCGCUCCGAGCCAUGCUUCCCCAUCCAGAUUCCUCGAGAUGACCCACGCCUGCCCUCAGGUCCCAACAGCUGCCUUCCUGUUUUUCGCUCUGCACCUGCCUGCGGCUCUGGAAACGGCGCGUACAUGUUUGGAGGUGUGCCGCGGGUGCGGGAGCAGAUCAACACUCUGACAGCAUUCCUGGAUGCAGGCCAGUUGUAUGGCUCUGAGGAGGGGCUCGCUCGAGAACUCCGCGACCUCUCCAACGAUGGGGGCCUCAUGCGUAUCAAUGACAGAUUUCGGGACAAUGGCCGUGAGCUGCUGCCCUUCACCAAGGUGGCCAGCAAAAUGUGUGCCACACGCAAUCGCAUUCUGAAAACCACAGGCCUGGAGGAAGUGCCAUGUUUUAUCGCAGGUGAUGAGCGUGUGGAUGAGAACAUCGCUCUCACUUCGCUGCACACACUCUUCCUGAGAGAACACAACCGGAUCGCGCGUGCUCUGCGCCGCAUGAACCCACAAUGGAGCAGUGAACAGCUUUAUCAGGAAGCGCGCAAAAUCGUGGGAGCCUUCCAUCAGAUCAUAGUGUUUAGGGAUUAUCUGCCACACAUCGUGGGAACAGAUGCUAUGAGGAAUCAACUAGGCAAGUAUCCCGGCUACAACCCCAACGUUGAUCCGACCAUCUCCAAUGUGUUCGCCACCGCCGCUUACCGCUUCGCCCACGCCACCAUCCAGCCCCUCAUCUUCCGUCUGGAUGAAAACUUCCAGGAAAAUCGACAGUUCCCCAGCGUUCCUCUGCACACAGCCUUCUUUACCCCAUGGAGAAUUGUUUUUGAAGGUGGGAUUGAUCCUCAGAUUCGGGGGCUGAUUAGUCGUCCAGCUAAGCUGAACAAGCAGGAUGGAAUACUGGUGAACGCAGUGAGAGAAAGACUGUUCGCCUUCACCAGCAAAAUAGCCCAGGACCUGGGUUCCCUCAACCUGCAGAGGGGCCGAGAUCACGGGCUGCCAGGCUACAACGCGUGGCGGAAGUUUUGCGGCUUGUCCACACCCAGGAAUGUUAUUGAAUUGGGGAGAGUGCUGAAUAACGCAGAUCUGGCACGUAAACUCAUCCAACUCUACGGCUCUCCCAAUAACAUCGAUCUUUGGGCAGGAGGCAUUGCUGAACCGUUCGUCCCCGGAGGCCGAGUCGGGCCGGUGUUCUCUUGUAUCAUUGCCACCCAGUUCCAGAAGAUCCGCCAAGGAGACAGGCUCUGGUGGGAGAACAUGGGUGUUUUCACCCCAGCACAGAAAGCCUCGCUGUCCAGAGUGUCUCUAUCUCGCAUCAUCUGUGACAACACGGGCAUUACUAGAGUUCCUAGGAACCCUUUCCUCUUUAGUAGCAACCAAGCAAACUUUAUCAACUGCAGAGGCAUCCAGGAGGUUGACCUCAAUCCUUGGAGGAAUGCAGAUUUUUCAAGACCCAGAGGACCUCUAGGAGAACCAGGGGCCAGUGUAAAUGCAACUGAUGAAAAUGAGGUUCUAAGCGAAAGCCAAUCCAAUGAGAUCCAGGACCUAGAGGACCUGCUGGAGAACCAGGUAAACCAGGAAUGAGAACCCCCAGGGGUCCAUGUUGAACCCCCUGCCCCUCUGGAACCCCUUGUCUCCCCUGGACCCUCUGGUUCUUGUGGCAUCCUGGAUGUCAAUGGUUCUCCUGGCCUUUUUCUCCCUGCCAUCGCUUCUGCAAGAUCAUCUACAAAGAUAUGAACCUCUGCAACACUCAGAAGGGCGAGUUCAUCUGCAGCGUACCUGGUGUCUAUGAGUUUAAUUUCUUCUGCUCGAUGUCUGCAGUGUCAGCACCAUUACCAUGCAGCAUAACGGCAGCAUAAUGGUUUUGAGCAGCCCUAGCACAAUGAUAUACUGCUCCUGAGGAUGGAGCAGAGUGAGAGCAUGUGGCUAGAGGCCAGUUUAUGCACUGACCUUUUAAUCUGAUAGCUAAUUUAUUGGCUGCUUGCCCUUCGAAUGCCUCCAUUUAACACUCAAUUUCUGUUACGUAGCAAACUUCUGUUCAAACUGUACAAUUUUACUACUCAGCAUAUCUUUGUAUCAAUUAUCAUGAGUAACAAUAAUGAUGGAACUGGAACAAAUACAUCCAGAGUUGAUCCAUAUACAAGGAUUGCUUUUCACUGUUCAUACACUGUUCACAAGUACAUCCUACUUCCUUUCUGUCCUCCCAAGUGCACUGUUUGCUGCUUAUGUUAUAAAUGAACGGCUAAAUUUGUAUUUUGCUAAUGUGGUGAAAAAUGUUUAAAGCUUCUUUCUAAAGAUAAUGGCUUUUGAUCACUCUGUUGAGAAAACUUUUUAAUACAAUGGUUUGCAGAAAAUCCCAUUGAUUACAUUAUUUUGUAAAAUAUCACAGUUCAGUUCAAGAGGAGAAAUCAUACCAAAUUCAGUUAGGAAAAAAGUGAGCCUGGCUGUCCAAGAUAAUGGCCUUCAUAAUGUAAAAGCUAAAUACUAACAUUUGUUCAUGUUUAUAGAUGACAGUAAGUCACGCCGUGUCCUAAACCACAUCAGUGUCUGUCUGUGUAACAUCACUGAAGACCUGAAUGAGAUUUGGCACUCAUAUUUACGUCUUACCUAAUUUCGUAAAUAUAGGAAUGAUAUGUUUUCAGCAUUCCAGUCUGAUCAGUGCUAUAGAUUAUCGUGCAUUUUUUUUUUUACAUAUAUUGCAUAUUUUUCAUUAUAUAUACACAUUCUAUUUGGUGUCUUUACAUGUCUUUUAAGAGUUGUGUGUUGCAUUAACAAUUUAUUUUGUGUUACAUACCAGUUGCAAAUAAAUUGAUGUACCUCAUCUGUACAAUGAUAUUGUGUAAUGUAAUAGUUAAAAUAAACUAAACAUCUGGCAUA
Molecule: messenger RNA, 3831 nt
Organism: Pangasianodon hypophthalmus (striped catfish)
Lineage: Eukaryota; Metazoa; Chordata; Actinopteri; Siluriformes; Pangasiidae
Gene: mpx
Product: myeloid-specific peroxidase
Exons: 17
Coding region: 190-2538 (782 amino acids)
Biological process (GO): response to oxidative stress
Molecular function (GO): heme binding; peroxidase activity
Source: RefSeq, a predicted model, not a curated record